ACACACACACACACACACACACACACACACACACAGGCAAGCAAGCACUCAUGUCUAUCAGUGUCGGAUCCGCUCCCGGCCCGAGACCAGUUACCGCAAGUCUCAUGAAUUGACAUAAAAGUAGCAAACAGUGUGCGGAGUAAAAGUAAUCACAUAAAUAAAGCAAGAUGCCAAAGAAGAAGACAGGGCAGAGGAAGAAGGCUGAGAAGCAGAAGGCUCGACAGAAGGACCUGAGGAAGGCCAGAGCUAACCGACCCUUGGCUGAACUGCCUUGUAAUUUGGUUAUGGAAUGUGACAAAUGUCAGAGGCGUCAAAAGAACCGCGCUUUCUGCUACUUUUGCCAGUCUGUGCAACGUUUACCACAGUGUGCCCAUUGUGGUAAAAUCAAGUGUAUGUUGAAAACUGGUGAUUGUGUGGUAAAGCAUGCAGGAACCUAUACAACUGGUUUAGGAAUGGUGGGAGCAAUCUGUGACUUCUGUGAGGCUUGGGUGUGCCAUGCCCGUAAAUGUCUGCAGACCCAUGCCUGCACUUGCCCCCUCCAGGAUGCAGUGUGCAAUGAGUGUGAGAGAGGUGUUUGGAAUCAUGGUGGUCGUAUCUUCCGAUGCCAUUAUUGCCAUAAUUUUCUGUGUGAGGAUGAUCAAUUUGAGCACCAAGCUUCAUGUCAGGUGUUAGAGCAGGAGUCAUUCAAGUGUUUGUCAUGCAAUCGUCAUGGCCAAUACUCCUGCUUGAGAUGCAAGACCUGUUACUGUGAAGACCACGUGCGUAGGAAAGGUUUCAAGUAUGAUAACAGGCAAAAGCUCCCAUGUCCAAAGUGUGGCUUUGAUACGGAGGAGACAAAGGAUCUUAGCAUGUCUACUCGCACCCACAAAUAUGGUAGACAGAGAACUGGCUUAGAUGAUUAUGAUGAUGAGGAUGAUGAAGGAGCAGUCGGCUAUGGUUAUUCUUAUGAUGAAGGCGGCUAUGACUAUGAUUAUGAUGAUGAUGACGAUGAUGAAGAUGAUGAUGAUGAUGAGGAUGACGAUGAUGAAGAAGAAGAAUCGGAGGAAGAAGUAGAAGAAAAAAGUAAAUAGCAAUAAAGGAAUGAAUGGCCAGAGCUGAGAGUAAUAGGUAAUCUAAGGAUAUUUGCCUUUAUAUAUUACAUUACAGGAAAUUGAUCAUUGUAUUUAUUUGUUUUAAUUAUCCCAUUCUAUUCGUAUAGGUAGUAAUUUGUGUAGGAAUAUUUUUCACUUCCAUUUUGAAAGAAGGAUACACUAAAAUAACUUGUUUUGAUAAUGUUACAUAUGAUUUUGUAGUACUAUAAUUUACAUUAUGACUUAAUAUAUACAUGAACUGUAAUAGAUCUAGACUGCUGUGAUAUGUGAUUUGAAAAUCUGUUCAUUCAGAAGUUAGUCCUAGAGUUGUAUUUUUCUAUUAGUGUAAAUGUCAUAAUUUUUCAUAUUUCUAAAUGUUACUUGAGAUUCAACUUUCAUUAAUAAAAUUUAAAUGAUGAUAGAACUUUA
Molecule: messenger RNA, 1499 nt
Organism: Penaeus monodon (black tiger shrimp)
Lineage: Eukaryota; Metazoa; Arthropoda; Malacostraca; Decapoda; Penaeidae
Gene: Noa36
Product: zinc finger protein 330 homolog
Exons: 7
Coding region: 168-1070 (300 amino acids)
Cellular component (GO): nucleus
Molecular function (GO): zinc ion binding
Source: RefSeq, a predicted model, not a curated record